Aspergillus vadensis CBS 113365 is the source of this 877-nucleotide messenger RNA. Its product is annotated as putative GPI anchored cell wall protein. The transcript has a single exon. The coding region runs from base 239 to 877 and encodes 212 amino acids. NCBI's taxonomy places the organism in Eukaryota, Fungi, Ascomycota, Eurotiomycetes, Eurotiales, Aspergillaceae. The record is from RefSeq and is a predicted model, not a curated record.
GUAGAUUUGGUUGUGACUUUGUGAGACAUAAGUAGUACAAAUUGGGGCUGUUCCUGUUUCAUUCUUUCUUUGUUGUAAUCACACACCUGCUUCUGAGUUAUCUAUCUGUCUAGUGACCUUCUCUUUUCCUCUUAUACUACAGUCUUUACUCUGAUUGUACCUCUCACUGUCCCUACUGCUACCAUAUACAUACGCAUCUACACAUAUCAUCAUCCAAAAGGAUAAAAUAAUCGCCAAAAUGCAAUUCACCAAAUCCACUCUCCUCACUCUCCUCCCCCUCCUCCCUCUCACCACCGCCGCCGACGUCUCAACCGUCUCCCUUUUCACCUACCACGCAGCGACUACCGCAGGGGCCGGCAUCCCCGAAUUCUCCCUCUCCAGCAUCCCUCUCGGCGCCUCCAUCAUCAGCGCCAACCCCACAGCCACCACCAUGGCCGUCUCAUGCCUCAACGACGAUAACUGCAUCCUGCCCAGCCCCAUCACCGUCACCGCAGGUCCCUCCACAUACACUCUGUCCGCUGUGUACAGCACCAGCAUGGAGGGCGUGCAGGAGGUGCUCACCAUCGUCGAGGACUGCAAGAUCACGGGCGUGACGCAGGGCGCGUCCUGCAGUGUGAGCUAUGGAGUCGAGGCGACGUACAAGGGCGUUAGCACGAGUACGGCGAGCAAUACGCAGAUGAGUAUCGCCAGUGCGGAGAUUGGGUAUGAGACUGUUAGUGUCACUGGGGGUGCUGACAAAUUGAGUGGUGCGACUGCUACUGGAACUGCUACUGGAAGUGCUAGUGGAAGUACCGAGACGGGUAUGGCUGGACGCAAUGCUGUCGGGGCUGGGGCUUUGGCUAUGGGUGUGGCUAUUGCUGGGUUGGGGAUGUUGUAG